AUGUCAGCAGACGACGGAAACCUAGAUAAAAGGUUGGAAGAAGAGAUUGGGAAUCUAUCCACGCGGCUAGUUACUGCAGUCAAUAGACAAGUUGAAUUAGAAGAAACCGUUCUACACCUACGUAAGACCAUUAGUGAAUUGCAAUCAAAAAAUGCAGUAUUAACUAAAAGUGAUGAAAACUAUCAAUUGAUUUUACCCAAGUAUCUCAAACUACAAGAGGAUUUCAAAGAUGCAAACAUCAAAAAGGAAGUUGCUGAGAAUGAAAAUGGUCGGUUGAAAUCUGAAGUUGAUGAUUUAACGGCCACGCUAUUUGAUGAAGCAAAUACAAUGGUUUCUAAUGCCUCUCGGGAAACCCAUAAUUUCAAAAUCAAGAAUAAGAAAUUGUAUGAAGAAAUUGAUGAGAAAAACAUCAUCAUUAGUAACUUGCAGGAUCAAUUACAAGACUUGAAACAAAUGUUUCUUAAAAUGGAAGAUAAGCAACGAGUUAUGCUUUCAUCUAGUCAUGCAAGUACUCCCAAUUUGGAGCAAAAGGGCUUCAAUCUUGAUACCAAGUCUGUUGAUGAAGACUAUCAAGUCCAGCAACUUUCCAAUAGCUUGUAUGCACCAUUGAUCACGUCAUUACGAUUUGACUUGAACAACUACAAUAGAGACUUUAAAGGCUUUGUGUACGCACUACUCAAGCCAGAUUUCACAUUAGAUUCAACCCAUUUGAAAAAUCACGUUUAUUUCAAGCCAAUUUGGACGGAUGAGAUCGAAAGCACUGUUAUGCAUAUACCCAAUCUUCCAUCGUCAACAUUACUUAAUCGAUGGCAAAAGAAUAAAGUGUUUUGGAGCUCGUUGAUUGAUGGAAGAGUUUCUAUUGAACCAAUAAAGGGGUACAGUGAAGGUAGUUCCAGAGUUGUCAGUGGUGGGACUCCAGUCGCGCCUGAAUUGUUAUCAAUCGCCACUGAAGAACCUUGUGCAUUUUGUGGAGAAUCAAGAGCCAAAUUGUUGGAACAUUGCCGACUUCAUCAUUACAAAAUUACUGAAGUUGAUGAAGUGAUGAUUGCUUGUUAUCCAUUGUGUCAUUACUGUGUAGUAAAGUUGCGGAACUUGUGUGAUUUUUUUGCCAAGCUAAGACUCAUCAAGUCCAAUGUUUUCAAGUUAAAGCAAACUCAAUUGUAUGACGAUUAUGUCCAUGGUGGAUCAGCAACAAGUGGUUCAAAUUUCUACAAAAGAACCAGUUCAAGUUCAUCUUCUGCUAUGCGAUCAAUUGCAUCUUCUUCAGUUGCUGCUGCUGCAAGCGAUACUGAUUUGGUAAAUGGUCACAUCUUUGAUUUAAAGUUGAAUGAAGAGGAGGAAUCAAAAUUAAUCAAAAUAUACCUUAUCCUUGCUCAAAUCAGGCUCAAGAUAUUUUAUAGUAAAUUGGGAUUAUGGGAGAAUGUAAACCAUUUGAAUGAUUUGAACAUUGAAGAAAUACAUUACGAGACAUUUUCUUGCUUGAUUUCAGAUAAGGAGGAGAGAAAGACAGCAAGCAAUGACUAUGGUACGACAACAACAACCACACUGCAUAUGUCAACUGACUCAACCACUGUAAGAAAGUCGAUUGACUCUUCAUCUUCUGCUGUGAGAAAGUCUAUUGAUUCAGUUGCUGCGAGAAAGUCGAUUGAUCUUAGAAGUACUUCAGAGCCAAUAACCAGCGAGAAGUCAGUUAAAGAUGAAAAGACAAAUGCAAAACCCGGAUCAAGUAGUAACAAUUCCAAAAAUAAUUUAGUUCCACCAUCGCUGCGUACCAAGCCAGAAAGCUCACGUUUGGCAACACCUGAAGAUGAAUCCGAUACUCGAGAGUUUGAAGACGCAUCGUCGAAUUUUAAAUCAGAAGUGAAGGAGUCAUCCACAUCUCAACCAGACUCCAAAUUGGAACCAAAUGCAUUCAAACUGAAACUGAGGCAAGGAUCUACUCUGAAGCCAAGCCUGGCUACAAGCACACCAGAAAAGGCAAGACCUCAAUCAGAGCUAACGGAAGCUCAAUUGUUUCUACAAAAAAUGAAGACUAAAUCCAAUAGUCCUGAUAUGAAAAAUAGUGAGUUGAAACGUUCAAAAUCAAAAAGCAAAGAGUUUAAAGCCAAGAUGGAUAAAGAAUUGGAUCAGACUCUUGAGAUGUUGGCUGAAAAUAUGGAAGCAGAUAGGAAUUAA
Lodderomyces parapsilosis is the source of this 2175-nucleotide messenger RNA. RefSeq names its product guanine nucleotide exchange factor (gene SEC2). The transcript has a single exon. Gene Ontology annotation, biological process: exocytosis. Gene Ontology annotation, molecular function: guanyl-nucleotide exchange factor activity. Gene Ontology annotation, cellular component: cell tip; Golgi to plasma membrane transport vesicle. The record is from RefSeq and is a predicted model, not a curated record. NCBI's taxonomy places the organism in Eukaryota, Fungi, Ascomycota, Pichiomycetes, Serinales, Debaryomycetaceae. The coding region runs from base 1 to 2175 and encodes 724 amino acids.